GAUCUAAAUGUGCUCAGGUACACUCCUUCUUUGAUUUGAUUUGAUUUCAGCAAAGUAAGUACGUUUUUGGUUAUCAGGAUUGUGCCUCGUCAUGAGUCUUUUCAUUGCAAAGGCUGCCGGGUUUCAGAAGCUGCGGGCUCCAAACCGCUUGCGGUGGUCUGUUGGUCGAGCCCCACUGUUUCUGAUGAUCCUCGUCCACCUUCUCUUGGCGCAUUCCUUUAUCCUGUGCAAAAGUAUCGUACUCGUAGUAAUCGCAGCCAUGCAUUAAAAAUCUUCAUUCCAAGGCAAAACAGCAUGACAAAUUCCAUUUGUAAUGCUGAGCUAAUUUGUAUUGCAAUUACUACUAGUGCGAUACUUUUGCAGUUCAUAUCCUGCGUUCUUGCGGUACAAUCUGCAGGGGGUGGCAGAACCAAGGAAAACGCGGCGAGUUUUCCUGCAGAUGGUACUUACAUCUGGACCUGUUGGCGAGCUUGACGAUGUUGAUGAUUAUGAUGAUGAUGAUGAUGAUGAUAUCCUCACACAAAUAAGACUGCCGCAAAGCUGUGACAUCAUUCAUAUCAUGGCCACGUCGUUUGUGGUUAUUCUCUCUCCUUUCAUUCAUCUUCCAUCGACGUUCAGAAGAUUGAUAUGUAGCGUGACCUGGAUUGCUUUGCCUGUCAAAGAAACUUUUUCGAUCUUCUAUAGUUUUACGACAGUUUCAACAAAGGACGACAGGACCAGCAUUGCACUAGACCAGAAUUAUGAUCGAGCUUUGUGUUUCUUUUUCUGGUUCGGUUUCGCUUGCAUUGAUUCACACUGUCACCGGCUCCUGUUGUGUUUCUGUCAGCGCAUGUUCUUCAAUAUCCAUUUCUGUGAGUGUGCGAGAUCCCAACAACACAACUUCAGGAUCGAACACGACCCAAGUUGUUAUUCCGGAGUCAAACUCUUCACCGACCUGGUCCUGGACUUCGUUUCUGACCCACCUCGGCUUCGGGUUUCCGUCCGUUUCGCCGCCACUUGAUCUGUCGCCUGGAAACGAAAGCAACUCCACGCGGGGACCACAUGGCAUGCUGCGGAGCAAGAAGACACCAUCGGGAUAUGUCGCUGCGGCGGCAAAUUUCUUCGAGUGGUUGGCCUCGUUGUUCGUGCACGGUCUCUACUCUGACGAACCCGACGAGGCGCAGCUCGUUGUGACAUCAAACAAAACCUAUGUAGGAGGCCGCGGUGAAGGACACGGUGGGAAGAAACCGCCCGGCUCAGCGUCGAUGGAAGAUUCCAGGUCGCAUAAUCCGCAGGAUCAUGGGAUUGUGGAGGAUCAUAUGCUUUCAUCUCGGAGCAGUACCACGUCUGGGACUCUGUCGCCGCCUGAUCGGAUUGAGCAUGACGAAUUGUAUGGUGUAUCCGGGCAACUGGAAUACAACAGCGUCGACAAGGACGACGGGGCAGCAACCCGGCGCAGUGCAGACGGGCGUACCGUGAUCAGCUCCUUUCUGGAGGAAGAGCACAUCGAAACAAAUAUGGUGAUUUCCAACUUGGACGUGGAACGGGAACGGCACAGUGCUGGAAAUUUUCCCGCUCACGAUCUCGUUCCAGGCGAAACGAGCCCGGAUCCAGCGUCUGUGCCGUCAGCGACCGCACAGAUUUCCCCGGCGACGGCGCCAACUGCUGGGAGACCGAUGCAACCCCGGCCACCUGAUGACCUGCGCGUCGCACUUCAGCUCUACGAGAAGUGCGCAGUAGCUUGGCCGUUGGACCCGGAGCUAGAAGUGGUGCAAGGGGAUCGUAAUGAGACAGCCGCAUCAACAGCAACAGCAAGUAGAAGAAAAACGCGCCGUCUUGUUUCGGUAUCGCCGCCAUCUGGGGAGGGAGAAGGAGCAUCCACGUCCUGGGUCUGUGCGUGCGAAGGCGGAGACGUAGAAGCACAGGCGGCAAGUGGUAUAAGUCCUGGGACUACUUCCAGCGGCGACAUUAAUAUUUCCACUUGCCGCGGUAUUCCGAUGAUUUAUAAAAUUGACAAGAAGAAGACGGGCGGUUGGAAAAACCGUGGUGUCGAGAUCGUAACAAAAUUCCAACAUCACGUCAGCCCAGCAGUCGGCGCCGGCGAAAUGAUUGAGGUAAGCUCUACGUUCUGCAAACAUUUUCUGAACUACGAGCAGAACAAAGAUUACAAGCUGAAUAAAUGGGAAUGCGCGCUCACGGCAGCAGCCGCACAAAAGGGAGUGCUCAACUCCCUCAUGCUCAACGACUUCUUGUCGAGUGCCACUUCUUUCCGCCGAAGCGAGGGCGCGUUUUGCUGCAUGGCACCAGCAGUACCACAGAUGUCGCAGGACACCGGAGAGGACAUCGCGGAGCUAACUUGCGGGGCGCUAGAUGCGCGAGGAGCUAUUCUCGAUAGCGCCAGGAAAAGCCAGGACGGAGUACCCUUGAGGGCGGUUACCAAUGGUCAUGAUUUAGCUUCGAUCCUGCGUGUCGAGACUCUGCCAGAAAGGUUUUCGGCUGGGAAGUACCACGAGGAGUCAACACUCGAAGGUGGUCCAUUCGCCGUGUGUUUGCCUUCCGGAGAGAGCUCUGCGGAGGAGUUUUUUAACGACGUCAUCGGUUAUCAUUGGUCUGAUGAAGCUGAUAGCGAUCCGAACACAGCACCUACUGAGGAUGAUGUCGCGGCCGUAGCGGACGGCAAAAUGGAUCCGAUCAUCCAGCUUCUGACGGCGAUGGUUGACAAUUUGCGCGAUGUUGGGGACACCAGCGAGUCCACUUUGAAGAGAUUCGCAGAGACGCACGCAUUCCAUCGGAAUGUAAUGAGUCGCAGCGUACUCGUGCGACACGUAAACAACAAAAUCCGCCUGGCGGUGGUCGAUUACGCCGCUUCCUGCUGUCCGCGAUCGCGAAUGGCGGUAGACGCAUGCAGCACCGGUGAGAAGAGCGAGCGCAUCGUGAAAGUUUGCUCAGAAUUGACGAAAGCGGAGGCGGGGAAAUUUGAACCGGCCGGGACUUGGGAUUACUGGUCCCCGGAUCACUUCACUCUAUCACCGCUGAUGAGCAGCAAACCUUCGCUUUUUAAUGCAGAACGUGGAGACCGAUUUUCCUGGGCGAUUAUGACAGUGUCCGCGAUUCUAUCUGUGUGCGGAUGGGUUCCGGCACACACGGACAUCGAACGCCACGCCCGCUCCACCCUGCUAUUCGGGUUUGGCGAGGAUCCCGACAGGGGUCCAGCCGAGAGCUACCCCUCGAAGGACAACUACCACAAACUCAUGGCGGUGCAAACAGAGGACGGUGCGCCGGGUGGGGCCGUUUGGAAAAAGUCUGACACGAACGGCGACGGUGUCGCGCUUUUGAACAAGCUCGCAAGUACUAUCGAGCGGAAGGGCGACGACGAGCAGGAGCAGGAACUACUCGGUGAAGUCGCGAGGCGCGAGAUCAUGGCACGGUGCAGCAAGUUCGGGAAAAAGAUGCACGCGGAUUAUUGGGGAAAGAAACGCACAGAACGGCUGAAUGUCGAGAAAAUCACGGCAGCAAUAGACGCAGCCAUGUCCAUUGUCAUGGAUGGAGAAUCCGGCUGGGCUGCCGUUGCCAAAGGACUGCUUGGUAUAGCGCCUGGCGAAAGAAUCGACGUGGCAGGAGGGUCUGGAACUGGAAGUGCGAAGGUGAAAAAAUGGCCAACGCGAUACAUGUGGGGCACGCUAUCUCCGGACCCGAUGUCUCUUCUCGAUGGCCACGCCACCAAUAGCGAAACGGCGCUCACCGUGUCAGCUGUUUCAACCUCGGGGACGCAACCUGACACCAACAGCACCCAAGAUGAAAACACAGGAUCACAAGCGACUAGCGGAACAGUCCACGGAGACCUCGAUGAUGACCUACGUGUCGCACUACAGCUCUACGAGCGCUGCGCAGAAAAUUGGCCAGGUGACGACAGAAGUGAUACGCCUUCAAGUAGAUUAGCGCGACUAGUUUGGGUAUUACCGCCAUCGGAGAAUGACGGCGCUGAGCAGGUCGCUGUGUAUCUGAGAAAAAAUGCCAGCAGUAGCACUGUGCACCAGCACCACCACGAAUUAAGAUGCAGUGCUGGAAUACAAAUAAGUAUGAUAAAGAAAGACUCUAGCAUGUUGUCAUGCCCAUGCGUAUUAGUUCUACGUACUACAGGCGCAGGGGCAGGAGCAGGACUCUUAGACGUAGUACUUACUACUUGUACUACCAGACUUGUUGAGAACGCUACUUGGACGCAAGGAGUCUUUCGUUCUGGAAAAAUUCAUGAAUAGUGACAGCGGUGGUCAUUAGUUUUUUCUGUUUCAUAUUGUGGACGUCGUGGAUAGUAGAAGGGAAAGUAUCCAUUCAUCGGGAACUACAACCAUCUCAUGGCUUUGCGCGUGCGAAGGCGGACCGGUUACCGCUGACGGUCCCUCAUCUGCUUUGUACAAAAAUACGACCGGUCCCUCUGAAAGCUUUCACUGCCGCGGGACUACAUCAAUUUACAAAGUUAAGAGCCAGGAGUGGAGCAGUAUGCGGAUCAGGGGCGCUAGUGGCUUGAGCGGCGUCGAAAAGGUAAAAAAGUUCACGCACGUCGAAGAGGGCCCCAGCUCCUGUGGUGGUUCAUCGGCAGAAUGA
This is a messenger RNA of Amoebophrya sp. A120, 4581 nucleotides long. NCBI's taxonomy places the organism in Eukaryota, Dinophyceae, Syndiniales, Amoebophryaceae. The record is from the annotation of a GenBank genome assembly.